AUGGAUGAUGAAGUUCUUGCCGGUUUUGCACGACGUACAAGGAGAAGACGUGAUACCAAUGAACCAAAUGGACUUGUAAGUCAAGAGGAGGGGGAGACCUCCAGAGCGGUAACAGUUGAGGAUAUCGUCAGAGUUAUGUCAGGAAUAACACAACAACAUGCACCAACAAAUAAGUUUGCUGAAUUCAAGAAAUUAGCUCAACCAUACUUUGAUGGUAGCAGCGAUCCGCUAAAAGCUGACAAGUGGAUAAAAGAGUUGGAGAAGUUCUUCGAUGUACUCAAAUGUGACGAUGUGGAAAAGGUACGAUUUACAAUAUUUCAGUUACAAAGAAAUGUAAGCGAUUGGUGGGAGUUGGAGAAGAAAUUUUACGAGCGCGAUACAAGUACACUCUCAUGGGAUACAUUUAAGAAAGCUUUUUACAACACUUAUUUUCCCAAGAGUUUGAGGCAAGAGAAAGAGAUGGAAUUCAUGAAUCUGAAACAGGGAAAUAUGACUGUUACUGAAUAUCAAGCUCGGUUUGUGGAAUUAACAAAGUUUUCUCAACCAUGGAUGGGAAGUGAGAUUACGAAGGCGAGAAAGUUUGAAAUAGGGUUGAGUUCCCACAUUAGGCAAGUUGUGGUUCCUUUUGAGCUUAACACUUUCAUUGAAGUGGUUGAUAAGGAACGAUUAAUUGAAAGGGAGUUGGAUAUUACGAGAAGGAUUGAUGAGGCGAGCUCGAAGAAAAGAAGUCAUCAAAGUGCCAAUGAAGGAAAUCGAAACUCAUUCCAGAAUAGAAGGCCCUUUUCUGUGAGCAGUCCGGCUCAAGCCCCUAGAAAUGUGCCUUCAAAUAAUAUAUCGUCGUCUGUGCAAUGUUCGCAUUGUUCUGGAAACCAUCGCAUGGAAGAUUGUCGUUGGUUAUCGGAAGCAUGUGUUUUAUGUGGGCAACAUGGUCACUUGAGAGCAAAUUGUCCACGCUUUAGAAAGCCAUUCACUCAGCCUAAUGCGCGCGAGACAAGAAAUUCCAUGAAUCGAAGACCCUUUCCCAAUAAAAAUAAGAAAAUGGGACAGACAUCAGGAGGCCAAGCUAGAGUGUUUUCUACAAUGAAUGUCGAGUAA
This is a messenger RNA of Impatiens glandulifera, 1095 nucleotides long. RefSeq lists its product as uncharacterized. Bases 1 to 1095 code for a protein of 364 amino acids. The record is from RefSeq and is a predicted model, not a curated record. Lineage: Eukaryota; Viridiplantae; Streptophyta; Magnoliopsida; Ericales; Balsaminaceae. Gene Ontology annotation, molecular function: nucleic acid binding; zinc ion binding. The transcript has a single exon.